AUGAACAUCACCAAAUAUGGCCCCACAGAACCAGGAUACAUCUUUACCGCUCCAAGUCACCUUGUAACUCAAGGCGGGAAUCCUACAAUCUACGACACCGAUGGCGAACUAGUAUGGCAAGGACCGCACGGCAAUAUGACCUAUUUCCGGCCGGAGAUACUGCACGGCGAGCAGGUUCUGGUCUACUGGUCUGGUAUGGCAACUUCCAGGGGCUUUGGACAUGGGGCUUUUCAUGUGUUGAAUAACGCCUAUGAGGAGAUAUAUCGGGUAACACUAUCUGAGGAUGAGGGCUUUGUAUCUGGGCUCCCUGGGGAAACGCCCAAGUCGUAUAUUGAUGUGCAGGACGGAUUUGUCACGGAGCGAGGAACAAUUCUUGUUGGCGCGGUGAAUGCUACGCGGAUCGAUCCGCAGCAGGUUGAUGUCCCGGAUGGAGUGGAAUGGAUUUUCAAUGAUUUGUUUUAUGAGAUUGAUAUCGUGAGCAACCGUGUGUUGUUCCGCUGGAGUACCCUGGAGCACCCGGAGGCGGCGAAGCCGGUAGAUUCUCUGAAGCCUGUCGGGAAUGAUGGGAAGAAUAAAGAGAAUCCAUGGGACUUCAUGCACCUUAAUGGAUUCGUGCCUUAUGGUGAGGGUUAUCUCAUCUCGGCUAAUUUCAUGGGGGCGUUGUAUGCAAUCGGCAAGGAUGGGGCGGUUCAGUGGAAACUGAGUGGCCUAACAGGCGGCGAUUUCAAACUCGGCCCAGAUACCCAGUUUGCCGGACAGCAUAACCCCCGGGUAAUCAAACAAACUUCCGACACCCUCACCAUCUCAGUCUACAACGACGCAAAGGUCCCCAACCAAACUUUCAUCUCACCAUCCAGCGGCCUCCUGCUGGAUCUUAAUUUCACUUCCAGAACCGUCUCCCUGAAUCGGAAGCUAGACGACCCCUCCGAGCCCUUCUAUACCGAGUCUCAAGGGAACUGCCAAGGUCUCGACAAUGGCCAUUUCUUUGUAGGCCGGGGUUCGGUUCCUGAGAUCGAGGAAUACGAUGCGAAAGGGAAAUGUGUCAUGAGGGCUACGCUUGGAUAUGAACCCUAUUUUUGGGGAACUCAUACAGCUUUCCGGCUUCCGUGGGUUGGUAAGCCGAAUACAGCGCCAGAAGUAUUUGCUUGCUUGUCUCAUGGGGCGACAAUGGUGUAUGCUUCUUGGAAUGGGGCUACUGAUGUUCAGGCAUGGGAUAUCUGGACGGGGAAUCAAGGGGUUACCGGAGAGGAUGUGGAGUAUGUGACUACGGUGGGCAAAAAGGGAUUUGAAACGGAGGCUCGUCUUGACGGGAUACAUUCUACAGUAACGGUCAAGGCCGUGGGUGGACCGAAUGAUGAGAGACAGUCAGAGCAUGUUCGCGUACGGCAGAGUUGUUGA
This is a messenger RNA of Aspergillus chevalieri, 1398 nucleotides long. RefSeq names its product arylsulfotransferase family protein. The coding region runs from base 1 to 1398 and encodes 465 amino acids. Lineage: Eukaryota; Fungi; Ascomycota; Eurotiomycetes; Eurotiales; Aspergillaceae. The record is from RefSeq and is a predicted model, not a curated record. The transcript is spliced from 2 exons.